AUCUCAUUCAAGGAAUUAGCAAGCAGAGUUGAAUACUACGCUUAUGAGUUCCCAGUUCUUCUGAUUAAUGGAUUUGCUGCUAAUGCAUUUCUUCAACGAGGUAGGGCAAGGACAGCAUCAACCUAUCGUAGGAGUGAAAGGAGCAGGGCCAUAGUCCCGAUAGCAUUAUUAGAUAGAAAAGGCUUAGCAGUUCUUGAUUUAAUGACUGCUGCUUACGAGGGAGGUAGAGAAGAAUCAAACCCGGGAACUAAGAACUCGACCGGUAAUGAACCUGUCUUGACUUCGACACUCUUUUCCAUAAGCAUAAGAAAGCGAGUCACAAGACUUUUCACAGAAGGAAUUACGUACGCCUUUCCCUCUACAGUGAAUCCACUCGGAAAUCAACUAGCUGACCGGGGAACUUGUACCCACUGCAGCUCUUCUCCCUCUAUAAAUAGAAUAGAACCCUAUCCAAUAAGUAGAGGGCCCUCCUUCGUCGCGGUCGAUUAA
Molecule: messenger RNA, 489 nt
Organism: Striga asiatica
Lineage: Eukaryota; Viridiplantae; Streptophyta; Magnoliopsida; Lamiales; Orobanchaceae
Source: the annotation of a GenBank genome assembly